Guillardia theta CCMP2712 is the source of this 258-nucleotide messenger RNA. RefSeq lists its product as hypothetical. The transcript is spliced from 2 exons. The record is from RefSeq and is a predicted model, not a curated record. The coding region runs from base 1 to 258 and encodes 85 amino acids. NCBI's taxonomy places the organism in Eukaryota, Cryptophyceae, Pyrenomonadales, Geminigeraceae.
AUGGGUAGCGCAAGAGCCCUUGCCGCCUGUAGGAAGCCGUACAGGACAAGGCUCGUGCUCCUCCUCCUCCUCCUCCUCUCCAAUGUUGCUGUCAUGUGGGUCUUUCACAGCCAGGAGCACGCGAUAAUGGCUGUUUUGGCUUUCGCAAAGUCAAUAGGAGGAAGGAAGACUCUCUUCGAUCCUGACUUCGACCCUAAGACGUCCAACCCAAGCGCUUGCAGCAUAGGUGGCGAUUCAUCUGCUACCGGAAGCCGUUAA